UCAGAAGGAGGAAAUGCCAGUCUUUCCCUAAGCUUGGACGAGAAAAGGAGCAGCGCCUGGAGCGGCGGUUUAGCGGUAAUCAGAUCAUCUUCAGAUAUGGGGAGAGGAAGAGGCUGCCAUUCCCUUUGACUACUAGAUGGAUGUGACAGUGGAGACGUGCCAGCUGGACAUGGCUGAAAUGAAGGAAUGGACUAUAAAUAUUAAGGAGGAGGACUGUGAGUUGGGACAUGCCUACCUUAAGCAGGAGAGUGUGUGCAUUAAAAAUGAGGAUUUUGAACAGGGGACUGUGGUUAUUAAGGAAGAGACUGAGGAGAAGCCUGUCGUCAGCGAUGUCCAAAAACACAAAGCAAUAGAGCAAGUCAAGGAAGAAGACAUUCAGUCCGGGAGUCAAGAUGGAGGAGUAAGUGGAUUAGUCUGCACUCCAAGUAGAAACUGUCCUGUUGAGGAGCAUCCUGUCAGUAUGAAGUCUGAUAUUGAUUCAGACACAACUGAGGAAAUGUCAAGGAGAACCUGGGAAGAUCAGUUGUCCUCUACAGAUGAGUCCGAAGAAGAUACACGGGAGAGUCCCGGCUUUUUUCCAUCUUUAUUUGCUCAGACAUUAUUUCAUGAUACAUUACGACAGACGCAACAUGUUGAAAAUAUGAAGAAAUCAACAUCUGAAUCAAAGAUUUUGACACUGGCCUCUUUGCCAUUGAAUCCUCUCUCAGUUGGGAAGCUACCAAAGAUUGACACAAUUAAUACUCAGCAACACGUGAAAAAUACAAAUUCAGGUGCGUGCAAAGAGCAAAGGACAAGUUUUAAUGAUAAGCAGUUGAACCCUACAAAGCAGAAGCCAUAUAGCUGUUCUGAAUGUGGAAAGGAAUUUUCAAGAAGAUGGAGUUUUCAGGCCCACACAACAAUUCAUACUGGAGAGAAACCAUAUUGUUGUUUGGAAUGUGGUAAAAGAUUCUCACACGGCAAAUAUCUUCAAUGCCACAUAAGAACUCACACAGAAGAGAAGCCGUAUUGCUGUUCUGAAUGUGGGAAACGAUUUCCAAGAAGGGGCCACCUGAUAGACCACACAAAAAUUCAUACUGGAGAGAAGCCAUAUGGCUGUUCCGAAUGCGGAAGACAAUUUACAACAGCAGGUGCGUUUGAAACCCACAAAAGAAUUCAUAUUGCGGAGAAACCAUAUUGUUGUUCUGAAUGUGGGAAACAGUUUUCAAGAAAAAACAGUCUUGACAUUCAUGAAAAAAUCCAUACUGGAGAGAAACCGCAUUUCUGUUUGGAGUGUGGUAAACGUUUCUCACACAGGAAAUAUCUUCAGACCCACCUAAGAAUUCACAGAGAAGAGAAGCCAUAUUGCUGUUCUGAAUGUGGGAAACGAUUUAUAUGUAGGGCCUACCUGGUGGUGCACACAAAAAUUCAUACUGGGGAGAAACCGUAUUGUUGUUCUGAAUGCGGAAGGCGAUUUUUAACAGCCGGGAGGUUUGAGACCCACAAACGGAUUCAUACUGGAGAGAAACCGUAUUGCUGUUUGGAAUGUGGCAAACGAUUUUCAGACCGAAACGUUCUUCAGAAUCACGCAAAAAUUCACACUGGAGAAAAGCCGCAUUGCUGUUUUGAAUGUGGGAAAAGAUUUAUGAGUCGGGGCUAUCUGAAGUUGCACACAAAAAUUCAUACUGGAGAGAAACCGUAUUGUUGUUCUGAAUGUGGGAAACAGUUUUCAAGAAAAGACCAUCUUAACCGCCACUUGAUAAUUCACACGGAAGAAACGCCGUACGGCUGUUCUAAAUGUGGCAAACACUUUUCAAGAAAAGACAGUCUUAACGAACACAAUAAAAUGCACACUGGUGAGAAGCCAUUUUGCUGUUCUGAAUGUGGCCAUCGAUUCUCGAGACUCGCCGAUCUUCGCAGCCACACAAGAGUUCACACCGGAGAGAAGCCGUAUUGCUGUUCCGAAUGUGGCAAACAGUUUUCGCACAAGAACACUCUUAUAAGGCACAUGAUAACUCAUACGGGAGAGAAGCCAUACUGGUGCUCUGAAUGUGACAGACGAUUCUGUACCAACAGUGAACUUCAGAACCAUAAAACGUUUCACACUGGAGAGAAGCCGUAUUCUUGUUCAGAAUGCGGCAAACAGUUUUCAAUAAGUAGGACUCUUCAGAUCCACAAAAGAAUACACAGUGGAGAGAAGCUGUAUUGCUGUUCGGAGUGUGGUAAACGAUUCACACAAAUCGCCAAUCUCCAGACUCAUGCAAGGAUUCACACCGGAGAGAAGCCAUUUUGCUGUUUAGAUUGUGGUAAACACUUUUCAGCGAUGAGUGCACUGGAGAUACACAAAAGGACUCACACCGGAGAGAAGCCAUAUUCCUGUUCUGAAUGUGGCAAACAGUUCAGACAAAUCUCCAAUCUGCAGACUCACACAAGGAUUCACACUGGAGAGAAGCCAUUUUGCUGUUCAGAAUGUGGCAAGCGGUUUUCUGAAAGGAGCAGUCUUAAGAAGCACCAAGCAAUCCAUACGGGAGAGAAGCCGUAUUGCUGUUCUGAAUGUGGCAAGCGAUUUUCAGUAAAGAGGGAUCUUUUGGUACACUCAAGGAUUCACACUGGAGAGAAGCCAUUUUGCUGUUCUGAAUGUGGCAAACAGUUUUCACAAAAAGGCACUCUACAGAACCACAAAAAAAUUCACAGUGGUCCCGCCACAAUGAAUAGACAAGACCACUCAAGUGUACCUUGAGCGAGAAAACGGGACACACGGCAGUGGUCAGUUGAAGGUACAGAGGAGCACACGCACUGUUAAUUUUAUGCAACAAAUCCCGAAUUUCCAGGUAAAGGAUAUCCCAGAAGGGCUUGUACAAAACUGGAAACUAAAACAGUAAUCUGUACAUGCAAAGUAAGUAAGAUAACUGAGUUGGAACCAUUGUAGAAAAAAUGCAAAGAAAUAGAGAGAGAUUGGAAUAUCUUUAGAGACCAGUAAAAGAAGAAAUAAUAGAGGAAAACAUCAGCAUUUAUACCAACAUUUAAUGCUAAAUUGAGUUGAAAACAUGUUCAGAAAAUAGAAGAUCAAAUGAAGGAAACAUAAACACAAUGACACCAUGGAUGAUCCGAAAUGAAGAAGAAGAUUAAGAUGAUCUGUGGAGUGGUGGCAUUUAAUGGGGUCCUUGCAGAAAUAUAACAGGUGAAGGUGUGGAGUUGUAUCUUAACACAAGAGGACUGCAACUUCACAAUGGCAAACAACAAACUCAGAAUUCAUUUAUAACCCUAAAAUGUCCGAAGAUAUAAACCAAAAUACAAAGACCCCUAAGUUCUGUAGAGUAUUAAAGGGAGGGGCACCCUGUGGCAACUUUGCUACCAGACACAAAAGAUCCUCAAGGAUGUAAUAAAGAAGCGGCCUGCGUCAGCAAACCACAGAGAGAAGCAGAAAUGCGACCUCAGGCCAUGCCAUUGCUUAUAUUUGUAACAGAUGAAGAAUCUGAACUCGGAGGGGAAGACACCCGGUGCAGAGGCCUACCCAGCUUGUGACUAUGGCACCUCAUAUCCCUGCACUGGGGUAUGGCAGAGUGUACAGAUAAGCAAGAAUUUACAAACGUCUGCACCAACAAUAGUGUGACUGCUGUGGAACCGAAUGAGUCGUAUGGCACAAAAGGCCAGUUGCUGGUAACUAAAGCAGAUGUCACAUUACGUGACUUCGAGUCAUGGGGGUAUGUCCAAUUUGCUGACCUCCAUGGCUGAUCUCACAGGAUCAUGUCAGUUUGAGUCAUUGUGAAGGGUGGCUGUGUAAUAUGACUUGUCCAAGAAUGUGUCACGGAGUGCUCCCAGCUCACUAACGUUAUGUAAAUGAAGACUGAAAAUCACCGGAAAUGCUGCAUAACGUGACCAGGGCUGUUGAUAGCUGGACUGGGAUUGACUAUUCUUCUGGAUUUUUGUGAAUUUUUUGGUAAUAUGUAGAACCUUCUUGGUCUUGGAAACUUUGGACCCUUUAGAUAUGAUGUCUGGUUUUGAUCAAUUUUCAGGGUGGCACAUGAAAAUCCAAACUAUCUUCGACUCCAAUGUUGGCGUACGUUUCUUAGCACGUACACAAAUGUACGCAGCCCGAUUCUUUUUGCAGUUUGCAACUGACCCAGUCUUAUGCCACUUCUUCACCAACUCGUGAAUACCACUCUUUGCUGGUAGGUUUACACCAGGAAGCUUCUGUGUGAAAAUGUCCCGCGUUUCCUUAAAAGAACCGGUAGACACAUACACCUCCACUACUCCAAAUCCUCUGUUGCAGAGAAUACAUCUCCAGGAUCUCUUUCACGCCCGUCUGUACCCACUGGCUCACAGCUUCCUUACUAAUGCACAGUUGGGGCUGCUGACCCCGUCGCGACAAUGAGGCUCCGUCUGUAUAGUAGCUCGUGCCAGCCAUCGGAGAUGGUUUGCUUUUUCGUGCACCACCCUUUACCUUUAUUGUGCAUUUCAUCAAUUAUAUUAGAAACUUGUUGUUGGGUUUCCUGAAAAAUGGGGUUGUUUAAUUUGUGGUAACAGUGCCCAUCAUUCAAUUCUA
Polypterus senegalus (gray bichir) is the source of this 4522-nucleotide messenger RNA. Its product is annotated as oocyte zinc finger protein XlCOF6-like. Gene Ontology annotation, molecular function: RNA polymerase II cis-regulatory region sequence-specific DNA binding; DNA-binding transcription factor activity, RNA polymerase II-specific. The record is from RefSeq and is a predicted model, not a curated record. NCBI's taxonomy places the organism in Eukaryota, Metazoa, Chordata, Cladistia, Polypteriformes, Polypteridae. The transcript is spliced from 4 exons. Gene Ontology annotation, biological process: regulation of transcription by RNA polymerase II. The coding region runs from base 137 to 2716 and encodes 859 amino acids.